Molecule: messenger RNA, 2880 nt
Organism: Exaiptasia diaphana
Lineage: Eukaryota; Metazoa; Cnidaria; Anthozoa; Actiniaria; Aiptasiidae
Product: dolichyl-diphosphooligosaccharide--protein glycosyltransferase subunit STT3B
Biological process (GO): post-translational protein modification
Cellular component (GO): membrane
Molecular function (GO): dolichyl-diphosphooligosaccharide-protein glycotransferase activity
Source: RefSeq, a predicted model, not a curated record
UCCAAGAUGGAGGUUGUACUAUCACAGAAACAUGACAAAGAGCCGGCGAAGGAAGAGGAAAAUGAUGUCAAAUCUCAAACUAUAGGCUGGCAAUCUUUGCUCACGUUUACUGUACUUUUCUUGGCGUGGUUGGGUGGUUUUGCAAGCCGCUUAUUCGCAGUCAUUCGGUUUGAAAGUAUCAUCCACGAGUUCGACCCAUGGUUUAACUAUCGGGCAACCCAUCAUCUUGCUAAUAAUGGUUUUUAUAAUUUCUUAAACUGGUUUGAUGAGAGGGCCUGGUAUCCACUUGGGCGUAUUGUUGGAGGAACAGUUUAUCCUGGUUUGAUGGUAACAUCUGCAGGAAUCCAUUCYGUUCUAAACACUCUGAAUGUCACUGUUCACAUCCGUGAYGUCUGUGUGUUUUUAGCACCAAUUUUCAGUGGAUUGACWGCUAUUGCUACCUACCUUUUGACCAAAGAGCUAUGGAAUGACCGAGCUGGGUUGCUUGCUGCCUGCUUUAUUGCAAUUGUUCCUGGAUAUAUAUCUCGUUCUGUUGCUGGYUCUUAUGACAAUGAAGGUAUUGCUAUCUUUGCUCUGCAGUUUACAUACUACUUGUGGGUGAAAUCUGUAAAAACUGGAUCAGUGUUUUGGGCCAUUUGUACUAGUUUAUCUUACUUUUAUAUGGUGUCAGCGUGGGGUGGAUAUGUGUUUAUUAUCAACCUGAUUCCUCUUCAUAUCUUCUUUCUCUUAUUGAUGGGAAGGUUUACACAAAGAAUUUAUGUUGCAUACUCUACAUUUUAUAUUGUUGGUCUCAUUCUCUCUAUGCAAGUGCCUUUUGUUGGCUUUCAGCCAAUCAGGACAAGUGAACACAUGGCRGCAGCAGGAACGUUUGCUCUAUUACAAGCUUAUGCCUUCCUAAUGUAUGUCAAAGACAAAUAUUCAUGGUCAGACAUUAAAAACCUCAUUGUUUUUGUUGCCAUUGGUUGUGCUGGUAUUGUCUUUUUGGCYGUUGUUGGACUCACUUACUUGGGUAUUAUUGCUCCAUGGAGUGGUCGAUUCUACUCACUGUAUGAUACUGGCUAUGCRAAGAUUCACAUUCCCAUCAUUGCAUCAGUAUCUGAGCAUCAGCCGACCACCUGGGUUUCUUUCUUCUUUGAUCUUCACAUUCUCACCUGCACAUUUCCUGCUGGWCUUUGGUUUGUCAUCAAGAACAUCAACAAUGAAAGGGUUUUUGUUGUGCUGUAUGCUGUGACUGCAGUUUAUUUUGCUGGCGUCAUGGUCCGYUUGAUGCUCACAUUGACCCCCGUUGUGUGCAUUCUUUCUGCCAUUGCAUUCUCCGUGACUCUUGAUAACUAUUUGGUUGAUGACAAACCUCCUACAAAGAGUGAAGAAGAAGAGAAAGAAAGACAAGGACCAACUGAAGAGCAAGAGCGCAAAAACAAAAAAGAACUUUAYGAUAAACCUGGCAAAAAGCAAAAAGCAAGCAAAAGAAAGGARUCCAUUGAAGAAGAAGAUGACGGCAGUGGUAUUGGUAGUAAUCUAAAGGGAAUUGUUGUCAUGUGCGUUGUAAUGAUGCUAAUGAUGUUUGCCGUCCACUGUACYUGGGUUACAAGCAAUGCUUAUUCUAGUCCUUCUGUUGUCCUGGCAUCUACCAACUAUGAUGGGAGUCGCAGCAUUUUAGAUGAUUUUAGAGAGGCUUAUUUCUGGUUGAGGCAGAACACUGCUGAUGAUGCAAGGGUAAUGUCAUGGUGGGAUUAUGGUUAUCAGAUAGCAGGAAUGGCUAAUAGAACAACAUUAGUGGAUAACAAUACWUGGAACAAUAGUCAUAUAGCAUUGGAAUCAGAUUACUUCACACCUCAAGGGGAGUUUCGCGUAGAUGCUGCUGGUUCACCCAUCUUGCUCAACUGCCUGAUGUAUAAAAUGUGUUACCACCGAUUUGGUGAAAUGCAGCUUGACUUCAGAAGUCCGUCUGGUUUUGAUCGUACAAGAAAUGUCGAGAUUGGAAAUAAGAAUGUUAAACUAGAACAUAUAGAAGAAGCCUUUACWUCAGAACAUUGGCUUGUUAGAAUAUACAGGGUUAAAGAUCUCGCUAACAGACAGAAAAGUGGAAAGGGUAAACGAGUAACUAAUAUCAAACCUUCAAGAUAUAUACCUAGAAAGACGUCCAACAAGGGCUAUAUCAAGAAUAAACUUCGCGUCAAGCAAGGAAAAAGACCAACAAAGAAAGGAAAAAGAAAGACUAAGAAAACAAAGCGAACAUGAAGUUUCCAUAACAACUUAUAUACCCACGUGACUCCAAGUCAUCAUAACGUUUCCAAUUAAAACUAGCCAGGCGCAUGUGUGUAAGAUAAAUUCUUGGAAAUAUAACAAUGUGACAAAGCUUAACACUUCAUUUAAACGCGCUGAAGUAUAACGUAAAAAUAAUGACUGCAAUAUGCUGCUCGUGAUUUGACGGUAUGCGACACAAAUGACCUCAAAAUUAUGCUUAAGUUCACACGACGACAUAAGCGUAAGCUUAAAACGAGAACAGAGGAAAAUACAAAGACAUAACACAUCGACAUAAGCAUAGCAAUAAGCGUAAUGCUAAGCAUAAGCUAUUUAACAAACAAACAAAUAAAAACCUUUCUAAAAAUAUUUUCCCCUUAUGCUUAUGUCGUAUGCUUACGUUUAUGUCGUCGUAUAAACCAGAUUUUAUGCGUCUGCCGUAAAGCUACAAUACGCAUAUUGGAGUUCAUAUGAGUUGUUAAUGUGAAGUCAAGUGCGCCAAAAACGUUCCCUUCAGCUUCACGAUAAGAAAGCACUGCACCACCAAUCUUUUUUAUUUACCUAGGAAAAAGAAUAAWGCUAGUGUGAUAUUUUUAGUUAGUAAUUAUUGCAUUAAAAAUAUCUUUAAAUUCCAAA